AAACACACGCACCCGCUUCAUUGCAGAUGCAGCACGCGCUCGCAUAGAAGAACAACACGAGCAAAAGUUCAUUCAAAAUAAAAUUGUGAAUUUAAUCUUCCUCGGUCCAAGACUGGAUUUAUUCGAGUUAAGAGUUAGUCUCAACAGGAGACAGAAGCGAUGGAUGUCCAGCAGCAGGAUGAAGGGCGGGACAACACACAGCUCACGACCCCGGAGAAUUCAAGUCAUGUCCACACAGCACAACCAAAGGCCACUGGAAGACCUCAAGAGAUGACAGGUCCUGCAUCAUCAGAGAUGCUCUGCGCUGAGCAUAACCUGGAUCAUGGAGAUAGCAGCGAGUCUCUAACAGACGCUGUCAUAACCAAUGAUGAUGCUUUACUGCUUCCAGACCAUAUACCUACAAUUUCACACAGAAUAGAGAAAGAAAAGUCAAAACUUCACAACGGCUCUCCUUCUUCGGUCACCAAUGGAUCAGCUGUCGUGUGCACGCCACCGUCAGGAAGAACCAAAACUCGUACAGCAACGCCGCAGACGUGCAAUGGACAUACAAAGAGCAACGGACACAGACACCGGCACGCAAAACACACGCCUUCCACCUCCAACAGUCAGAAGAGCUUUAAAGGCGACGCCUCUCAGAUACAAAGAGUCGCAGGAGAUGAUUGCUGUGCACACUGUAUACUGGCGUGUCUAUUCUGUGAGGUGAUGUCGUGUUGUUCUGUGGUGGCUCAGUGUUUGGCCUGUGGUCUGGAGUGUGAUGCUCUCUGUUGCUGUGGAGAAGCCGCCUCCGGUGGUCUCUGUGUGUGCUGCGGUGAGGAUACCUGCUCCGCACUGUUGAAUUGUGGGAUACUGGAGGAUUGUUGUCAGUCGUCCGAGUGUCUGGAGAUCUGUUUGGAAUGCUGCUCUAUCUGUUUCCCAACCUAGAACUAAACCAGCCGACAGAAGGAUAUCGAGUGCUCAUAAGACUUUAUAAACAAACCGACGACGGACGAAUGCUGACUUUGCUCAUGCUGUGUUGUUAUGCAUUUUGUAUUCAUUUAGUGGAAAAGAUGAAUUUGCUGCUUAGAACAAAAUCUGACGGUAAGGCCUUAAAGUGGAUGUGUGUCAUUUUAAUGUUAAUAUCAAAGCUUAAUAUGCAGAGACAAAUACUCCCUGUGUUCACCAGACGUCAUGUUGCGGCCUCAUGUCCGGAGUAGACAGGGUGUGCAGUUUUUUUUACCAAAAUUACAGAUAAAUCAACAGGUCUCUGAUGCACUUUUUAAUCAUUGCUUUGUUUGUUUAAGCAUCCUGGCAACAUUGCCUCCACCCAUGGUGUGAAUUCAGAACAUCAAAGUCUUUAUUUACUGCGACUAUUGUAGAAAUUCACCUUUCAUGUUGGUCACCCAUUUAUUUGCAACCAAAAAUGUCUGAAAAUGGGAAGGUAACAGAGAUCAAGAGAAAAGCAUUCAGCAGCCACCACCACCAACGUCCAGCCCGACACAGACUGAAACUUUCUUUUCUUUAGACAUUAAACGUUUUGAAGGAAAUAAUGACUUUGUUUACUUCGAAAAAAAAUUAUAGUUUUCUUCCAGGAAGCUAGUGCCAAAUGAUUGCUCUUAAGAAAAAAUGUGAUAUAAAUCCUUUUUGGUUACAUACUGUACUCGUGUGCAUGUAAGCUAAGAAAUGCCCUUUUACUGCAUUAACAAUCACUGUGAUAUUUUCAUGCUGAAAUGUUUUAGAGAAUAAGUUCCUGGAACAUUUUCUGUAUAACAGGAUCAAACGCAUUUCAGUUUUGUAUUAAAGUCAUCUUUUUAAAUACA
Messenger RNA from Triplophysa dalaica, 1796 nucleotides. RefSeq lists its product as uncharacterized. The coding region runs from base 160 to 921 and encodes 253 amino acids. The transcript is spliced from 5 exons. The record is from RefSeq and is a predicted model, not a curated record. NCBI's taxonomy places the organism in Eukaryota, Metazoa, Chordata, Actinopteri, Cypriniformes, Nemacheilidae.